This is a messenger RNA of Micromonas commoda, 1011 nucleotides long. RefSeq lists its product with no specific name. The coding region runs from base 1 to 1011 and encodes 336 amino acids. The record is from RefSeq and is a predicted model, not a curated record. The transcript is spliced from 2 exons. NCBI's taxonomy places the organism in Eukaryota, Viridiplantae, Chlorophyta, Mamiellophyceae, Mamiellales, Mamiellaceae.
AUGUACCAGUACGCCGAUACCGUCGAGUUCGACCUCAUGGUCGUGUUCCUCGUCGUGUGCGUCAUGCCCUUGGCGGUGUUCCUGAUGCAGUCCAAGACGAAGGUCGGCCGCGCUAUGUCACUGGCGCUCAUGGUCCUCGCCAUCCUCUACGUCGGCGGCUUCGAGCACUACAGGAUGCACCGGCCGGAGGUGACCGAGGGAGGCUUGAAAGCGGCUGUGUUCCCAGUCGCGUUCCUCGACCUCAUCGAGUCCGAGACGUUCACGCUGACCUACCUCCCGAUCGGCGCCGACCCCGACACGAUCGCGAAGGCAUCCGCGGGGAUCGACCGCCGAAACGCGACGACCGCCGCGCGCGUCGCCGCGAGCGCCCCGCGCCGCGCGGCGCCCGGGAAGCGGUCCGGGCUAAAAAGCGUAGACCCCGCGGGCGAGCCGCUCAUGGUGCACCUGUCGCACAAGGGCGCGGGUGAUCGGAUGUUUCGCGACGCGCUCCGAGUGAUCGAGAAGAACACUUGCGGCGGUGCGAGUAACGAGACCACCGACUUCGCCGAACGAUCCCAAUCCUCGUCCCCCGCGUGCAUGCGUUGGUGCUCCGGAACCGUCGACGACUUUCGCCACGACGUGCACAGCUUCUCCUUCGACAGGUCCACCCCGCGGGACAUGGGCCUCCUCGGCCGCGCCUACCGCGCCGUCUUCGUGGUUCGCGACCCGAGGGAUCUCGUCGCGGAGUCGUACCUGGAGCACCUGGACACGAGCGAGGCGUGGGCUCGUUUACCCCGCGACGACCUCGGCGGCGAAUCGUUCCAGUCGAAGCUGAGGUCGAUGUCAACCGAAGCCGGCGUCGACGUCGAGAUCGAUCGGUUCACGGCGUCCCUCUCCGUCAAGCUCGGCAUUGCGCGCGCGAUCGGGUCGGGGAUUUCGCGCGGAGUCUGCGGGCGUUUGCUCGAGCGGGCGACCCCGACGUGGUAUUUGUCAAGUACGAGGAGCUUCUCGGCGCCAAGACGGACGGUUUGA